This is a messenger RNA of Giardia duodenalis, 1710 nucleotides long. RefSeq lists its product as uncharacterized. The transcript has a single exon. Bases 1 to 1710 code for a protein of 569 amino acids. Lineage: Eukaryota; Fornicata; Diplomonadida; Hexamitidae. The record is from RefSeq and is a predicted model, not a curated record.
AUGAGCUAUUCCCGCGCAUUUGAGCGGACGAUGCUGAAGCGUGAACUGGAUGGGGAAAAGGGGCGGACAAUUGCCCCUCCAAACGGGGCUCAGGGAGAGAGAAACAAUUACAUAGGCUUUCUGGAAGGCCAGCUCGACAAGAUAGCAGCGACAAGCGAAUUCACUAAGCUUCUCUCUGAUAAGAUUGAAAACUUGCAUACGACAUUGACCAUUCACGAGGAGAGGCUACUGAAUCAGGCCCGACUAUUGAACCUGACGCAAGAAGCCAUAGAUCAAGGGAAUCAGCAGCACGGAAAGACUAUAACCUUACUAAAGGACCAGCUCAGUAUGCUGGACGCUCAAUUGAAGAACUUGCAGGAUCAGGUCUGCGCGACAUCCUUGUCCAUUGCAAAGUGUGCUUCAAACUCGGCUACGGCCCCCGUUCACGAGGGUGUUAGUGAAGAAACAUAUAAGGGAGUCCUAGCAAAAAUGCAUGAGAUUCAGGAUGUGCAGAAGCAACACGCUAGACAGCUCAGCCUACUAUGCGCUGAGAAUGAGGAUGGCCUCACCCUUGCGAAAGUCAAGGGUCAACUAGAUUCACUUGACACAUAUGUCCAGAAGUCCAUUGCGGACUUGAAGGCGACAACUGUAAAGCCUUCCCAAAUAGAAAGCACAGUUUUGGGAAUGAUUCCUGAGUUGAAAGCAUCUAUCCUCGCCGCAUGUGAAGCAGAACUGACGAGCAAGCUCACACACGAGAUUUCAGCCCAGAUCUCGAAGUCUGCAAAAUCCUUGACAGACAAUCUUCUGUUGGCAAUCCUUCCUGAGGUGAAAACACACGUCAAAGAUUCCAUUAAGCACAUACAAGCUGAAGUUCGGCAAGAAACGAUGGCGCUAAGCUCCGCACUCAACAACUUGAACGAGGACAUGAAUCAGAACCGAAGGCGAGUGAGCUCUACGCAGGGAGAGGUUGAGACGCUGGUCACGGUCAUGGAGGAAAUUCGGAAGCAGAUCCGUCUGAUGGAGCGGGGAGAGAUAACAGAGCGAGCGCGGGCAAUUCUGCAGUCCAAUUCACCUAGACGCACGGGAGAGUCAUCCCCGCGGAUACGACGGUCCACGACCGGCGAACCAGGCGAAGACUGUACACUUCGCAACGGAAUCUGGACAGACCAAAAGCGCAUUUACACAACUUUCCGUCCUCUAGAUGAUAGGCAAUACGUACCGAUUGCAGUGCCCACACGAGGCUCUCCCAGUCCACCCCGUGAUCUAGCUAAUCGGUUCGACCCAGAGAAAAUGCAGAGGAGAAUCAAGUAUCUGCUCACAAACAGUCCACAAAGUCACGCUGGAGACCUGAGCAUUGGAUCUGCCUCUAGUUCUGACCAUGAGUCUAAUAGGCAACCCCAACACCAAAAGCGAGAGAGGAGUGGAGGAGAGGGGAAUGGAGACCACACAUCACAUGAUAUUGCACGUAAAGUGUCCAGAAAUGCACGCUCUUCGAGUGCAGACGGUAGCCUCAGAGAAGGUGUGGGCCUGAACGUAAUGACCAAAGAGCUUCGUAACUCUGGUAAGCUGUAUAGUUCUAGCUCAGCCGUGGAUGGAGUUGGGAAGCGUGUGUCCACAGCCACGAGUGCUCACACAAAGGGGACAUCUUCCAAGAGCCGAGGCUCGUGCGACGGUCAGAGGGUUUUCACUAAGUCAUCAGCAGGACAGAUAACCGCCAGGUCCAAGCGGUAA